AGGCACCACGCUCCUCGGCUAUUAAAGUUUUCCGAUAUGCGUAUCAAAAGUGAUCGUUAAAAAUAAAAUAUGGAACAAAAUGCAGUCGGUUCUAGUGCGUUGAGUGAACAAAAUAAUAUAAAUGGAAGUGAAGUUUUGGAUGUUUUUGUUGGUGAUACAUGUGCAUUUGGCGAUCAGUGGUCGGGGCGCGGGAAAAAGUACCCGUCAUCGUCGCGGUGACACACAGGAGGUUAAAGAACCAUCAGAAUUCCUGACCGUACCAAAAACAGACCCAGAAGACUACUUUCUACCGCCGGCUUUUACUCACGAAGAUGCCGAAGAAGAUGACGAAGAGUCCUACGAUUACGACUACGACAAAGAAACUAACUACAAGGAUUCACCAGAUGCAACUUCCGAGGAAAACCAGAGUGUGCCAGAUGAUAAGAUACCGCUGCACACGACCAAAGACAACCUACCCAUGUUCCUAUUGGAACCAGAGAACACUUAUGUGGUAAAAAAUAAACCCGCUACGCUGAAGUGUAGAGCGGCAAAUGCGUUGGAAGUAUACUUCAAAUGCAACGGCAUCAAGACCCAAGCGUUGAAUUUCGAGUUCGUGGACCCGCAGACGGGGGUCCGGAUUAUCGAGGGCGAGCACGCGGUGACCAGGGAACACGUGGAGGAGUACUUCGGGGAAGACAAGUUCCAGUGCACCUGCUUCGCCUGGACCAGCCGCGGACAGAUUCGCAGCCAGCCGGCGACUAUUGAGAUCGCUUACAUAAAGAAGCACUUCACCCUGGCGCCGCAGUCACAACUGGCAAAACAAUACACGCCGGUGACCUUCCGUUGCGAGGCCCCCGCCGCGGCCCCCUUCGCCCAGCUCUACUGGCUGAAGAAUGGUGCCCCAGUGGUCCAGGACGACAAUGUCCAAGUGUCGAAAGAGGGCAGCCUUGUCAUCAAACAGGCGUCGCUGUUGGACAUGGCGAACUACACGUGUGUGGCGGAGAACCUCGCCGGCAAACGCAUGUCCGAGCCCGCGCUGCUUACAGUCUUCGUAAAUGGUGGCUGGACAGCCUGGUCGGCAUGGGGCGACUGCUUCUGCCCCGGCCAGGCUCACUCGCAGGAGAGGGGGCGCCGCAGAAUACGCUCCUGCACGGCGCCGCGCCCUCUCAAUGGUGGUCAGUCCUGUGUGGGGCCCAAUGUGCAGAAGACGCAGGACUGUCUAGAAUGUGAUCUAGACGUAUACGUGGAUAGUUUGGAUGAGCUGGCCGAUGAGUCAUCUGACGUGAUCAUGGGUCGCUGGUCGCAAUGGUCGGAGUGGUCGCACUGUGACUCCGACUGCCUGCAGACUCGUCGCCGGCGGUGUCUGUCCAGCGCCGCCUGCCUCGGCAAGGACUACCAGGUGGCGCAGUGUCCGCUCUGUGUGCGGACGUCGAAGACGGAUCACCUGCACCAUGGUACCUCCUACUGGCCGCUGCUGGUGGCUCUGUCGGUAGCCUUCCUCAUAUUCAUAGUGGUCGUCAUACUGACCAUCAAGUACAUGAAGAUGAAGAUUGCCGAGACGUCGCCUUACGCGAAACCGCUGCCUGGCUCCAACUACUUCGGCAGCGUGAUGAAGCGGACUCUCACCAACCAGCCCGACCUCACCAUCCACGAGGAGUUCCACGUCGACCGCCGACACGAACACCUGUAUGAGGUGCCGCAUCUCGCUAACAGCUACGUGGCGCCGGUAGACCACGAGGUAAGGGCGGCGGGCACCGCGGGGUCAGACCACUCUGACUCCAGCUGCUUCCUGAGCUCGGGUUCGUCAUACGGCAACGAUAGUAUAGAGAUGUCACCUUCUUUGAAAAACAACGCGUCAGUUGAUUCCAAACUGAGUUACCUGGAGGCUGCGACGUCCAAAAUAGUAGGCGGUGAUGGGGAUUGGCUGAAGUUGGAGAAGUGUGGGGUGAGCCUCUUCGUUCCUGAUGGGGUGGUGGAAAAGGAGGAACUGUUCUCCAUAGAAGUGACUGACGAGGAAUGGAACAAGCCGAUAUUGCAAGAAGGUGAAACGCAACUGAGUCCCGUGAUACGAUGUGGUCCGAAGAACUUCCAUUUCCCAAAAGGGGUGAUACUAACGUUCCCCCAUUGCGCUGCCGUCAAAAACUCAAGCUGGACGCUUUCAGUGCUCCAGAAACCUGAAGAAAUUAAUACAAGGGAAUGGAGAAAGGUAUUAACGCUUGGACAAGAGACGCCAGGAACGCCGAUCUUCACCCAAGUAGAUCCAUCGAAAGCGUACAUCGUGUGCGAAUUUCUUACCGACUUUGUUCUCGUUGGUCGAAGUUUUGACGGAUUAGAUGGUAAGUUGCUAAAGAUAGCCCUCUUCCUUAGCAAACGCCUGGAUGGAUACUACAACUUACAUGUACGAGUGUUCAACGACACCCCCUAUGCUUUCCACCAUUGCUUCGAGACCGAAAAGCGCUCCAAUGGGUUCCUGCUUUGCGAUCCCAAAACGAUGUACUUCCAAGAAAACUGCUCCGAUUUGUGCAUCAAUGUCAGGGACGUGGGAGCGGGGUGGAAGAUCCAAUCGGAAGGCCGAAGCGAGCUGUCCUUUUCGCACGUAUGGAAUAUGAACAUACGCUCCCUUCAUUCGGUGUUUCUACUCCAGCAGCUAGACGCGAUGAAUUGCCUAGAUCUUAACGUGACGAUCUAUCAAAAGCAAAACCAAUCAAAUCCGGUGAAUUUCAGUUUAAAAACGAACGAUUUCAACUCGCAUUUCAACUGCAAUAAACGGUUCAGCUACUCGGGCGUGGAAAUGGGUUACAGCAUCAAUAUCUUCGAAAAUCCGUUUAAUUACUCCUCCCUGACGAAAAAAGAGGGGAGGUACGACUACGUGUAUCGACGGGACGCGCACAGGAACAGCUGUAGUCUCGACAAUAGCUACUAUAGGAGCAAUGUUUUGACCAAAUCGGACCGAGUGAUACUCUGCAAGCUUCUAGAUGGGCUAUCCUCGAAAGGGAACGAUUGGAGGAUGCUAGCCGAGAAAUUAAAGUUGACGUCCUUCUACUAUUAUUUCUCGAAUACUUGCUCGCCGACGGAGGAUAUUUUGAAUCUGUGGAUAUGUAGGAACAAUGAUGUGAACAUGUUGGUCAGUUUGUCGCGAAUCUUUCGGGAGAUGGCCAGGAUCGACUGCGCGACCGUUGUCGAGAGGCGAUGCUUUCCAAAUUAAGUCGGCGCGUGAACGGACAUUUUAUUUAGUUGGAUUAUACCAAAUUGUGAUACACUUUAUGUAAUGUUCGGAUAUAUUUGUUUAGACAUUUUACACUAUAAUUCUAGUCAUAAAUUAAGAGAUUAACAACGAUGUAUCAGCGAAUUAUUUUAUGUCAUUAAGUUAGCACCUUUAAUAUUAGUUUAUUCACUACAACUCCGCUUGAGUAUUUCAUUAAUUUAGUAAGUAUACUUAGAUGAUAAACGGCAAUGCAGUGCACAAUUUUUUACUAUAAGUUUAAGCGUAACUUACCUUAAUUUUUUUCUCUGACGCUCUGGACCAUAGUCUGGAUACUCCUUAAUUUUUUCUAGCCAGAAACUAAACACCCUUACUAAUAAACAUAUCCACACCAGCAAUGCGGAUGUUAUACAUUAGUUACAACUACUGUUUUACAAAACACAAUGAAUUGUAACAUCUAAUAUAGAACAGUGUCACAGA
Aricia agestis (brown argus) is the source of this 3661-nucleotide messenger RNA. RefSeq names its product netrin receptor UNC5C-like. NCBI's taxonomy places the organism in Eukaryota, Metazoa, Arthropoda, Insecta, Lepidoptera, Lycaenidae. The record is from RefSeq and is a predicted model, not a curated record. Gene Ontology annotation, cellular component: membrane. The transcript is spliced from 13 exons. Bases 122 to 3184 code for a protein of 1020 amino acids. Gene Ontology annotation, molecular function: protein binding; netrin receptor activity. Gene Ontology annotation, biological process: motor neuron axon guidance; netrin-activated signaling pathway.